This is a messenger RNA of Glossina fuscipes, 8571 nucleotides long. RefSeq names its product CCR4-NOT transcription complex subunit 1 (gene Not1). The transcript has 9 exons. Gene Ontology annotation, biological process: nuclear-transcribed mRNA catabolic process, deadenylation-dependent decay. The coding region runs from base 638 to 8176 and encodes 2512 amino acids. Gene Ontology annotation, cellular component: P-body; CCR4-NOT core complex. The record is from RefSeq and is a predicted model, not a curated record. Gene Ontology annotation, molecular function: molecular adaptor activity. Lineage: Eukaryota; Metazoa; Arthropoda; Insecta; Diptera; Glossinidae.
AGUUCGACUGCGGUGGCGAUGACACGACAACGAAAAAGACAAAAGAUAUGAAAGGAGGAAAAAUGAUAAAUUAAUACUAAUGAAUAACAUAAAGAAAGCAGUCGUAAGGCCAAUAUCGAAAAGAAUCAAAUUGUUGUGAAAUUUACUAAAUUCUAGUAAAUAGGCGAUUAAAAUUUUAAUUAUAAAUUGCUGCUUAAUAAGUGUUUAAUUAAUUUGGCCCCUUAUAAGGGGCCAAAAUAAUAACAACGUAUGUGCUACAAUAUCAACGCAUGUGGAUAUCGCAAGAUCAAUUAUAAAAAGUGCUAACUCUGAAAAAUUUAAUAAGAAAAAAAAUGACUUUUGUCAAUUGCGUUUUUAUUAAAAAAGAAGAGGAGGAAAAGUAAAAGAAAUAAAAACAUUUAUUAAUAUACUCAGUGGUGGCGCAUCUAUGAUAUUCGAAUUUAUAUUUGAGACCAUAUUACAAAGAAAAUACGUGUAGUUGUAAGUGUUUCUUUCAAUUUUCGUUGAUUUUGUUCGUGCGCCACCGUGUGUGUAUGAUCUCGUAAUUUUUUCGAAAGAUUGUUAAAUAUCGUUCGAAAAAAUCCCGAUCUUUCAUCGUCGUGUGUUGUCGCCGUUCAACAUAUUUAAUGGAAGAGCUAUGAACCUAGACCAUCUGAAAUUGAUGCUUACGCAGAUUGGUACAUUGGUUAAACAAUUGAAUAAGAAAAAUUUUACCGAAACCAGCGAAAGCCUUAAUAAGUUGAUUGAAGAAUUUGGCUUGGAAGCGGAUCGACAUUGUCUGCGUUGUUUGUUUUCAUGUAUUAAUUUUAAUGAUCCAUCAUUCUCACCGUUAUCAUUUUCAAUAUCAAAUUUAACGAUACAACAGCAAGUUCAAGUGAAAUUCUUAGGUAUCCAAUUGGAAAAGCAACUGACGAGAGCUUCACACAUCUCCAACAUCUGUUUUGCUAUCGAUAAUUGUUGGUUUCAUCAAAAGGGCUUUAAAGCGUCAGCGCAUCUGGUAAAACAAAUUGUACGUGUAACUGGCAUCAACAAGUUGAGUGAGUGCCUUUUAUGUUUAUCUUUAACUCACUCGUCGCAACCGGAUUUACGUAAAACCGCUCGAGAUCUUCUAACGCGAUCGUUGCCUGAACUUAUAGAAUCGUAUCUGGGUAAAAAUCAAGCAACGGCAGGUGUAAUUUGCAGUUUUCACGACAUCUCUAUCGAUUUGUUGCAAUUGUUUUUAUCCUGUUUGGAAGAAUACGUACCGCAAGAAUUUCUACGUGAGCAAUUUGUACAGAAACUACGCGACGAAUUCCCGCGAGCUGGUGUUCCUCUGAUAUUAGCACCAUAUUUGUACCGUUUGGAAUCCGUCAGAAACUUAACUCAACAAAAGCCGUCGCUACAAGAUGAGGACGGGUUGGCCUUAAACUCUAUUACUGAUGGCUACCACUUGUCAAUUAAUUUAAAAGAAAUCCCAGUUGAAUGUGUUUACGAGAAUUUCUGCGAAACAAUAUUUUCAUCACACGAGCACAAUAAUAUUAUGGACACAUCCUGGAUUAAUUUAAUCCUUGAAAUUGGUUAUGAAUUCACUUCAAGCGUUGAAGAUUGUAAAAAUCACUUACGCAGCGGAGGUAGUGUAGGUAGUAGUAGUAGUCGAGAUUUACAACCGCAAGAUGUUGCUAAAAUUAUUGGUCUUAUGUGUCGUCGACAUACAUCGCUAUUAGAUUGCAAUGUAAACUUACCAACACCAGCAAAUUUUUGGCCACAACAGUCUGUUGGUGGUAGCAGUAGUCAACAGCAGCAGCAGAACUCUACCAAUAACAAUGAUGGUUCGUCGAUUAAUUCGGAUAAAAACGCAACAAACGGCAAUGACAAAAAAGACAAAACAGGGCCGAGUAACGCUAAUAACGGUUCGAGCAGCACAGAUACUACACAGGCCUGGAAACCAGAUGUAUUCGUUCAAGCUCUCAAAGAGGUAGUGCCGCAAUUGAACUGGAAGGAAGUGUGUUUAGAGCUUGAUCAUCCCGAAUUUGUAAUAAAGGAUCGCGUUGGACUUGAUCUUCUCUUAACCAUAUUUCGUUUGGCUACGCAAUCAACGUUGUUUUCUUAUCCAGAAUGCAUUUACCGUCAUUGGCAAACCGUGGAAGGUCAGUUUACGCUGAUUGCAGUGAUGCUGAAGAAUCCCGAUCUAUUCUCGUUUGCGGAUUAUAUCUUUACAUCAGCUCCAGUGGAAAUGUUAAAAACUCCGCCUGACAACGAUAAUAAAGAUAUUUGCGCCUGGAAGUCCCUCCAUCUUGUUGAAGUCCUAUUAUAUAUUGCGGAACAUGGUUAUUACAACAAAGUUCACGAUCUGUUUAAAUUUCCUGCACAACAUUGUCCUGAUGUUCUCUUCCUUUCAUUGUUGCACAUCACACCGCCUCUAACUGCUUUGCGUCAGGAACUAUUCAAUCAAUUAAUUCCGACAUUUCUGGCCAAUCAUCCAAACUCAGGAGUGAUAUUAGGAAGUGCGUGGAGCUCUACUAAUUUUGGCCACUCUCUAAGACCCUUAAUAAUGCAUGCAAUGUCUGAAUGGUACCUUAGAGGCGCAGAGUAUGAUCAAGUAAAACUCUCCCGCAUCCUGGACGUGGCCCAAGAUUUGAAAGCACUUUCUACUCUCUUAAAUGCCAGAUCUUUCCUAUUUGUUAUUGAUUUAGCUUGCUUGGCUUCUCGCCGCGAAUAUUUGAAGCUUGAAAAAUGGCUCAGCGAUAAAAUUCGUGAACACGGCGAGCCAUUUAUUCAGGCGAUGUUGAAGUGUCUUCAACGAAGAUGUCCUCAAAUAACCAACGCAAAGAUACCAGACGAUCAAUUGCCGCCAAAGCAAGCGCAGCUGCCUCCAGACACUGUUAAUACAAUGGUUUCAUGUUUACAAGGUUGCAUUGGCAACGUUCCACAUGAAAUAGCCGAGCUCAUUAUGCAAAUGGCUGCCAAUUGUUCCAUUAUGGCAAACAAAGCGCGAGUUGCCGCUGCUGCGGCUGCACAGCAACAACAAACUCCACAAGGCUUGGUGCCACCUCAAAGUGUUUUACGUAGUCAUCGUGGGAUGGACUUGGGAGCCGGUGGCGGUGUGCCGAGCGGCGUACCACCGCCGCAGUUUUCAGCAAAUCUAAAUGCCCAGCAAAUGUUCGGUCCUACCAUGGACACUCUAUCGAAUUUGACCACAAAUAUUGCUAGUCUCAACCUCGGUGGACCCAAUGGAGCUUUCAACUUUGGCAAUGUAUUAAGUAACUUGGUAUCCACGCCGGCGUCACCAUCACGUCUGAUGAAUCCAGCAGCUGCUAGUCCAUACCCCUUGAAUCCAAUGCAAAUGCCGGCGCCGCCACCGAACGUAGGACCGUUAGGUCGUAUGCCUCCUACUGCUCCGCAGCCAACACCAACACCGCCGAAUCCAAAUAAUCCUAUAAUAGCUGACCUUCAAGCCCCUGUUUCCAAAGAGAUCGAAGAUGAAGCCAAUUCGUAUUUCCAGCGCAUAUAUAACCAUCCACCUCAUCCGACUCUGUCUAUAGAUGAGGUGCUGGACAUUUUACAACGUUUCAAGGAAUCCAGCAUACGACGUGAGCAGGAAGUGUAUCAAUGUAUGUUACGCAAUCUCUUCGAGGAAUAUCGUUUUUUUUCGCAUUACCCGGAAAAAGAGUUACAAAUCACGGCGCAGCUUUUUGGUGGCAUAAUUGAACGUAAUUUGGUGCCGACUUUUGUGGCAUUAGGACUAGCGUUACGAUGUGUCUUAGAUGCAUUACGAAAACCGGAGGGGUCAAAACUGUACUACUUUGGCAUUACAGCUCUGGAUCGUUUUAAAACGCGCCUGCAUACGUACAACAAAUACUGCGAGCAUAUCAGGUCGAUUCCACAUUUUAAGGAUUUUCCACCACAUUUGAUACAAUAUGUUGAAUGCGGUUAUCUUGGCCAAGAACCGCCUGCAGCUAAAUUACAAAUGCUAAUGGGGGCUGCCGGACAACAACCGCCGCAGGAUUCAAUAUAUCGCAGUAAUUCUGUUACAGGCAACCUUGUUACUACGCCAACUCAACAAAAGCCAAUGGUAGUCGCGCAAUCCAUUCAUCCGGCCCGUGUGAAAUCAAUUGCCACGGCUACAAAUAUCGACACUCUACUAGUGGCUAAUCAGGAAGAGAAAUUGACUGUACCACCAGAAGGUAUUCAGGAUAAAACUGCUUUCAUAUUUAACAACCUCAGCCAAUUGAAUAUUCCGCAAAAAGUUGAAGAAAUUAAGGAUAUUAUGACCAAAGACUAUUGGCCUUGGCUAGCUCAAUAUUUGGUUCUAAAGAGAGCUUCUAUGGAAUUCAACUUCCACACAUUGUACUUCAAUUUUUUGGAGGCUUUAAAAAAUACCGAGAUCAAUAAAUAUGUCACUAAAGAGACAAUACGAAAUAUAAAGGUCUUAUUGCGUUCAGAUAAGGGCGUAGUUAACUUUUCAGAUCGUAGCUUAUUGAAAAACCUUGGCCAUUGGUUAGGUAUGAUGACCUUGGCUCGUAACAGACCAAUACUGCAAAUAGAUCUAGACUUGAAGUCCUUAUUGGCAGAAGCUUAUCAUAAAGGACAACAAGAAUUGCUUUUUGUGGUACCUUUUGUGGCUAAAAUUCUGGAAUCAUCAAAUAAAUCGAAAGUGUUUAAAACCCCAAAUCCUUGGACAAUGGCCAUAAUGAAUGUGUUGGGAGAGUUACAUCAGGAACCCGACUUAAAGUUGAAUUUGAAAUUUGAAAUCGAAGUUCUUUGUAAAGGUCUAAACAUUGAUUUGCAGAAAUUAAAACCAAUAAUAUACCUUAAAGAUCCUGGUCGUUUCACGGUAAUUGAACACCAAAUGUCACAGCCGAAACCGAAAGCUAUAGAUCCCUCGCCUUCCCAACAGCAACAACAACAGCAACAACAGCAGCAGCAACAACAGCAGCCUACCUCUAGCACACAACAUUCAAUGAUGUCGGAAAAUGACGCACAAGCUAUGAUGAUGGGUGGAGCCGGUGGUGGUGUCAACAUUCCGGGUGGGGCUAUACCAUCACCUAAUCUCACCAAUGACGGUGUCGGACCAUUAAUGUUGCCCGCUCCAGAGCCACGUUUUUCGUAUGUAGAUAUUAAUGUGACAAACUUUCAACUUUUAACCCAACAUGUGAUGCUGUCCCCUAACAUUGCAUUUUUGCAUGUAAAUCCUGGAAUAAAGCAUAUAGUGCUAAGUGCUAUCGAACGUACCCUAACCGAAUGGUUACAACCUGUCGUCGAUCGUAGCGUUCGUAUUGCUGCGUCCACUUCCGAGCAAAUUGUUCGCAAAGAUUUUGCUCUUGACCCUGAUGAACAUCGUAUGCGCACUGCGGCCCAUCAAAUGGUACGUAAUCUUGCCGCAGGCAUGGCAAUGAUUGCUUGCAAAGAUCAAAUCACGCAAACCUUGAAUAACAAUCUGCGUAAAGUCUUCAUGAAUGCUCUGCCGGGAGGGCCAACAUACCAAGAUAUUGAAACUGCAUCCAUGCAGCUAACAAACGACAACGUAGAAUUGGCAUGCGCUUUCAUACAAAAAACUGCUGCUGAAAAAGCUACUCCCGAAAUAGAUCGUCGUCUUGCAGCUGAUUUUGAAACACGUAAAAUGGCCCGCGAAGAGAACAAUCGUUACUUUGACGCCCAAACUUUGGCGUAUCAAUCAGAGCGCUUACCUGAACAAGUGCGUCUUAAAGUCGGUGGAGUACCGCCAAAUCAAUUUGCAGUGUAUGCAGAAUUUGCCCGCAACAUACCCGGAUUCCAACCAAUGACCGACCGUGAUGUCGCUAUGUUUUUACCCAAACCUCAAGAAAUGCCCCCCAGUUUUGCCACUGACGAAUUGGGUCUUAUGUACGCUGAAUUGGCCAGCAAAAUGGAAACUUUCCUCAAUAGUUGUGUUAACAAUUCUAAUUUACAAUUGCAAGCUAGUAAAAUGCAUGCGCUACUUAACGCUCUCAUGGUUACUCGGCGUCAUCGCGACAACGAAUCCGCGUUAAACUUACUUAACCGUUGUGUUGAAGGUUUUAUUGAAGGCAUGAUCAAUAUUCCCGAACACGUUGAACAAAUGAAAUUAUAUCGUGACAUACAUUUACGCAUAUUAACUUUGCUUCAGAACACAUUCGGCGCACCGGCCACUGAACGCGCCAUCACGAAAUGCAUUUUUGAAAUUCGCGAAGAAGCUCGCUACAAUAUAGAUGCAAUUAAAUUGCUUAUAACAUCGCAUUUCAUAAAUGUUAGCCAAUUCGAUUUGUUACUACGUGAUUGCAUGGAAAAUGGCAACAAUUAUUUAGCUGUAUCGUUUGGAACCACGCUUUUGGAACGCCUGCUAGUGGAUGAACGCUCAAGCUCUAGUUUAGUAGAAACCGAAUUCAUCGGCACCUUAGAGUUGUUAAGUCGUCUUACCCAACACCGUCACCGUUAUCCAGAGGCCUUGUCCCAUUUGAUUGACAUGUUGUGUGGUAAUAACAAUGCUGGAGACAUUGGGCCAUUUAGUUCAACGGAUCGUUACUUGGCAGGAGCUACACAAUAUAUACAUUCGGGAUGGCAACAUGUCAGGGUAAGUGCAAACGAUUGCGAUGAUCCGCCCGGCUUGCAAGAGAAGACAGAAUUUCUACUAAAAGAUUGGGUCUCUAUUUAUUCGCAAUCUCACAAUUUAUCGCGAGAAACUAAAAAUUUUGGAUCGUUUGUGCAGAAAAUGAAUCUUUACGGUAUAUUAAAAACUGACGACUUGAUUACGCGGUUCUUUCGUCAGGCGACUCAGUUUUGUAUUGAUUUGGUGUAUCGCAUUCUGACUGACCCUGCGCACACUCCCGUGCAGGCGAAGACAAAGAUUUUCCAUUGGAUAGACGCUUUUGUGCAUUUGAUAGCCCUCCUCGUUCGUCAUUCCGGUGAAUCUGGGAAUCCUACCACUAAGAUCAACUUGCUCAACAAGGUUUUGGGCAUUGUUUUGGGAAUUUUGCUACAAGAUCAAGAUAUACACGGUACCGCAUUCCAACAGCUUGGUUAUCAUCGAUUUUUUGUCAUGCUCUUCCUUGAGCUUAGCUCGCCGGAUGUUGUUUUAGAAUCAUUGAUGCAUAGCAUUGUAACUGCUUUUUCGCACACCUACCAUCUCCUAAAUCCAUCCCUUGCACCAGGUUUCUGUUACGCGUGGCUGGAGCUUAUUUCUCAUCGCAUAUUUAUUGGACGCAUUCUCGCGCAGAUUCCUCAACAGAAAGGAUGGCCAUUAUAUGCUCAAUUGCUAUUAGAUCUCUUCAAGUAUCUGGCACCUUUCCUCCGGAACGCCGAACUAGCGAAACCAGUACAGUUGCUGUAUCGUGGAACUUUACGAGUUUUGCUCGUGUUGUUACACGAUUUCCCCGAAUUUCUUUGCGAUUAUCAUUUUGGUUUCUGUGAUGCCAUACCACCAAACUGUAUUCAGAUGCGCAACAUCAUUCUGGCGGCUUUCCCACGAAAUAUGCGCUUACCUGAUCCAUUUACUCCAAACUUAAAAGUCGACAUGCUGGCUGAAACGGCUUCAGCACCAAAAAUUUGUACCAAUUAUGCAAUAAAUAUACAACCAGUUAAUUUUAAAAAGGAUCUUGAUUCUUAUCUAAAAGCUCGAGCUCCGGUUACGUUCCUGUCUGAGUUACGCAGUCAUCUACAGAUAUCAAAUGAGCCCGGUUCACGGUACAAUAUACCGCUAAUGAACGCUCUUGUAUUGUACGUGGGUACUCAAGCGAUUGCACACAUUAGAAGUAAAAAUUUCGUUCCCAAUACAUCAAAUAUUGCGCAUAGUGCUCAUAUGGAUAUAUUCCAAAACUUGGCUGUUGAUUUAGAUACUGAGGGCCGUUAUCUUUUUCUUAAUGCAAUUGCCAAUCAGUUACGUUAUCCUAACAGUCAUACGCACUAUUUUAGCUGCGCUGUUUUACAUCUCUUUGCUGAGGCCAACUCCGAAGCCAUACAAGAACAAAUAACCAGAGUAUUAUUGGAGCGCCUUAUAGUGAAUCGUCCACAUCCCUGGGGCUUAUUGAUAACGUUCAUUGAACUUAUCAAGAAUCCCAUAUAUAAAUUUUGGGAUCACGACUUUGUUCAUUGCGCACCAGAAAUAUCAAAACUCUUCGAAUCGGUUGCCCGCUCUUGCAUGGUAAAAUCGAAUCAUCCUCAACAGAUGAACAAUAUGGAUGGAGAAAUUCAGGAGAUUAAUUGAAUUUGAAUGGAGUUAUCCCAAUAUUUUCUCUAAUUAUUUACAAAAAUACUAUACAUAUAUUAAUGAAAAAAAAAAAGAAAAAAGUAAACGUAAUGUUUCUGUUUUAAGCUAAAGAUAUAAAAUCUACAUGCAUUCUUCGCAUUAUAAUUGAUUUAAUAAUAAUAAUACGCGUUAAGAGAGAUUGCAAUCAUUUCUAACUUUAUUUUUAUGUUUUUUUUUUUAAUAACUUUUAUUAUUAUAAUUUUUUUUUGUCAUAUAUUAUAAAUAAUUCAUAGAAACAAGAUUUUUUAGUUUUAUUAUUUGUCUUAUUAUAUUAAUAUAAUUAAUUAUUAACUGUAAGUAGUUUCACCGACUAAAAUAAUGGAAGAAUAAUUUGAAAAAAAAACGAAUACAGA